AUGACAAAAACAACACCAAUACGAUAUGCAAUUGUUAAAUCAAUUAUUUCCGCACCAAAAUUAUCACGCCCACCAACUAAUUCAAACACUAGUGAAUCAUCUAUUGAUGAACCAUAUGCAUUUGAAGCUCGUGAAUAUUUACGUAAACGAUUAGUUGAUCGUGAAAUUUGUUAUACAAUUGAUUUUCAUAUAACACAAACAAAUCGUUCACUAUGUACAGUUUAUUUAGGAAGAGAUAAAGAAACAGAUGAAAAUAUUAUUGAAUCAUUAUUAUCUGAAGGUCUUGUAGAAUUACGACAACAAACUGAUGCACGCGCAAAUGAUGCUAAUAAUCAACGUUUAGUUAUUAUUGACGAACAAGCAAAAUUAAAUAGACGUGGUCGUUAUUCAGAUGAAUCACCAAAUGCUCAUAUAAGAAAUAUGAAAUGGACAUUAGAAAAUCCUAAACAAUUUGUUGAUAAACAUAAAUCAUCACCACCAUUAGAUGCUAUUGUAGAAUUUAUACGUGAUGGUAAUACAGUACGUUGUUUACUUAUACCAUCAUAUUAUUUAGUAACGAUACAAUUGAGUGGUAUUAAAUACCCUAUGUUAAAACGUGAUGAUAAUUCAACAAAUGAACUAUAUGCUGAAGAAGCUAAACAAUAUGUUGAAACACGAUUAUUACAAAGACAAGUUAAAGCUAUAUUAGAUGGAGUUAAUAAUCAAAAUUUACUUGGAACUUUAUUACGUCCAAAUGGAAAUAUAGCAAUAUAUUUAUUAAAAGAAGAAAAAUAUGCAAAAGAUAACCGAUUAAAAAUUUGGCAAAAUUAUAUACCACAACCAGCUCUUAUUGAUAUUGAUAGUAAUACUGCUUCAGCUGUUAAUAGUAAAUCAAAUGAUUCAUCACUUAAAGGAUAUCAGGCUAAAAUCUUGGAAAUUGUUAAUUGUGAUGUAUUAACAAUUCGUGAUUUACGUGACAAUAAAAUUAAAAAGAUCUAUCUUUCAUCUGUUCGUUCUCCACUAAAUAAUAAUUAUCCAGAAAAAAUUUAUUGUACUGUUUAUAUUGAAAAUGUUAAUAUUGGUGAAGUUUUAAUUUCAAAAGGUUUUGCAAAAGCUAUAAGAUAUCGACAAGAUAAUGAACAACGAUCAUCUCGUUAUGAUGAUCUUCUCAUUCCUGAACAACAAGCAGAAAAACGUUCUGUUUGUUUAUUUUCAAAUGGUAGUGGUCUUUAUCGUAUUGUUGAUAUGAUUGGUGAUACUAAUAAAGAACGAGCUAAAGGUUUACUAAAUAUUCUUCAACGUAAUGGUCGUAUGGAUGGUGUUGUUGAAUUUGUUGCAAGUGGUUCUCGUUUUCGUAUACAUUUAUUAAAAGAUAAUUGGAUUAUGUCAUUUUUAUUAUCAUCAAUUAAUUGUCCACGUGUUGAACGACGUAUUCCUGUGAGUAGUAAUUCACAACAACAACAAAAAAUUGAAUCCGAUGAACCAUUUGGUAUUGAAGCAUUAAAUUUCUCCAAAGAACAUUUCUUACAACGAGAUAUUUUUGUUGAAGUUGAAAGUAUGGAUCGUGGUAGUCAUUUUAUUGGUCGUUUAACAACUACUGAUGGACAAUCAGUUGCAUUAAUACUUGUACAAGCUGGUCUUGCUAAAAUACAUAAUUCUGCAUAUAAUGCAUCAAAUUAUAAACAAUUAUUAGAAGCUGAAGAAAAAUGUCGAAAGGAACAUAUUGGUAUUUGGACUAAUUACGAAGAAUCAUCAAUAAAAGAGAAUGAAUAUGAAAAUGAAAGAGAAAAUAAUCCUGAAAAUGAAAAUAUAUAUGAAUCAGAUAUAAUUAAUUUUACUGAUCCACGUUUUCGUGAUGCUUUUAUUACUUAUAUAACAUCUGACUUAAAAAUUUAUCUACAAUAUUCUGAACACGGACGAAAACUUGAACAAUUACAAUCUGAAUUACGUGAAAUAUUUAAUCGAACAAAACCUAUCGCUGCACGUUUUACAGCUGAUAAUGAAUGGUAUCGUGCACGUGUUGAAAAAAUUGAAGGAAAUAAUCGUAUAUCAAUUUAUUUUGUUGAUUAUGGUAAUCGAGAAAUAAUUACAGAUUUAAAUCAUCUUACAACAUUACCACCUGGUUUUUCACAAUUAAAUAGUCAAGCUCAUGAAUAUGAAUUAGCUUAUGUUCGAGCAUCACCAGAUGAAGAUGAUCGACAAGAAACUAAAAAUGCUUUAUUAGAUGAAAUAGGUAAUAAUGAAUGUUUAAUAAAAGUUGAAUAUCGUCAAAAUAAUAUUGAAUAUAUAUCACUUUAUUAUAUUAAUACAAAAGAAAAUAUAGUAAAAAAAUUAGUUGAACAAGGUCUUAUUAUUAUUGAACAAGAACGUAAUCGUCGUCAAAUACGUUCAACAUUAUUAUAUGAUGAAUUACAACAAGCACAAACAAUAGCUAAAGUAGCACGUCGUGGUCUUUGGCAAUAUUCUGAUCAAAUUGAAGACGAUGCAACUGAAUUUGGUUUUACUGGGCCUUUAAUUUUUUUCUAUUUAACAAAUUAA
Messenger RNA from Rotaria sordida, 2517 nucleotides. The record is from the annotation of a GenBank genome assembly. Lineage: Eukaryota; Metazoa; Rotifera; Eurotatoria; Philodinida; Philodinidae.